AUGCCUUCUUGGAAGAUACGUCUACAACAAUUACAAGAUGAUGCAACAACAAAUAGGUCAAUAUUGGAAGUAGAACCAGUAUUUCCAAUACAGAUUAACGAAAUAUAUGAUCUCAAAGAUCAUAAUUCAUACAUAUGGAAUAAAGAAAACCAGUUUUCGAAAUGGGUAAUAUCUAGUAAUAGAGAAUUCAAGAAACCAAGACCAAUAAAAAGCACACAUAAUAGUAGUAGUAUAUGUCUUAAUGCUCAUAUGAUAUUUCAAUCAGAAUUAGAAUCUGCUUUUGAAGAAGUGGAAAAAUGGAUAAGGAAAGAACAUAGAAAGUUUAAUGAUACUUACAAGAAUGAAACGGAAAAGAUAUUGAUAUUGCUUGAUAUAAUAAUAUUUAGAGAUAAGAUAAAACAAAUAUCUGUACCGGUAGCUAUAAUUAAGGACAUAGAUAAUCAAGUGAUAAUGAGGAUAAGAAACGAGCAAUGGGUAUCUCCCAAGAACAUUCUGUUAAUAGCACUAAUUGUCAUUGCAACAAUAUUAGAUAGAAAAUCAAACAUAAAAAAAAUGUUGAAUGCUAGAUCGUUGGAAAAAACAAUUGAGAAAAUAUAUAAUGACAAACAGCUGCAAAUUGAAUAUGUAAGAAAAGAAUCACAUGCAAGCUUAUAG
Dentiscutata erythropus is the source of this 654-nucleotide messenger RNA. The record is from the annotation of a GenBank genome assembly. Lineage: Eukaryota; Fungi; Glomeromycota; Glomeromycetes; Diversisporales; Gigasporaceae.